This is a messenger RNA of Dibothriocephalus latus, 204 nucleotides long. NCBI's taxonomy places the organism in Eukaryota, Metazoa, Platyhelminthes, Cestoda, Diphyllobothriidea, Diphyllobothriidae. The record is from the annotation of a GenBank genome assembly.
AUGCAUUAUCGCAAGCGGCUGCCCACGGGUCACGAAUUUAACUUUGCAACUGCGAGGAUAAUCACAUACGCUGGCGACAAGACAGGCCGAGAAUUGAUUGAAGCCCGGGCCUUGGAUGACAACGAAGUCAACCGAUGUAUUGAGCUGGCGCCCACUCAGAUCGCCCUGCGCAGGCAUCUCUGGACUGACGGUGCUGGUGGUUAA